This is a messenger RNA of Ylistrum balloti, 1284 nucleotides long. RefSeq names its product ornithine decarboxylase-like. The record is from RefSeq and is a predicted model, not a curated record. Gene Ontology annotation, molecular function: ornithine decarboxylase activity. Gene Ontology annotation, cellular component: cytoplasm. Lineage: Eukaryota; Metazoa; Mollusca; Bivalvia; Pectinida; Pectinidae. The coding region runs from base 1 to 1284 and encodes 427 amino acids. The transcript has 10 exons.
AUGGAAGACAGUGAUAUCCAAAUAGUUGAUGUCAGAGGUUCUCAUACAGACUACAUCAAACAGCAGGUGAACCAACAAACAAAACUGGGAGUAGAUGACCCACUAGCUAUCUAUGAUAUUGACGAGGUGGUGGAGAGGUACAGAAAAUGGUACAAGCUGCUUCCAAGGGUGGAACUAUUCUACGCUCUGAAGUGCAACAAUGAUAAGAACAUCGUGGAUAUCUUAGUAACACUGGGAAGCAGUUUUGACUGUGCCAGCAAGGGCGAGAUUCAACAGAUACUUGAAUUAGGAGUUGAUCCCUCUCGUAUCAUCUAUGCCAAUCCAAUUAAACAAAACACACAUCUUACCUAUGCCAAACAGCACAAUGUUGACCUGAUGACCUUUGACAGUGAAGAGGAAUUGAUCAAGAUCAAGUUAUUACAUGGAUCCGCAAGAUUGCUGUUACGAUUUCGACCAACACAAAAAUAUGAAGCGCAUUAUGAUUUGGGACAGAAAUUCGGUUGCAAUUUCAAUGAAGCAAGGGACUUACUCAUAUCUGCAAAAGAAAUAGGCUUAGAAAUCAUUGGUGUGAGUUUCCAUGUUGGAAGUGACUGUCUCAGUACAGAAGCUUUUUCAUCGUCGAUCAAGGAAGCAAGGAAAAUAUUUGAUAUAGGACUACAGGUCGGCUGUGCCAUGAAGAUCCUCGACAUUGGAGGAGGAUACCGGGGAAGAGAUGUUGAAAGCCCGACUAUUGAAGAGAAUGCAGACAUCAUUAACCAGUGUCUGGAGGAGUAUUUCCCGGAAACAGAGGGGGUGAAAAUUAUCGCUGAGCCAGGACGCUACCUUGUGACAUCUGCUGCUAGUAUUGCAGCACAUAUUAUAGGGCGAAAGCUUGUUUAUAACAAAGAUAGAACUAAUAUUGAGCACGUUAUGUACUACAUCAAUGAAGGAAAGUAUGGAUCGUUUUGUCGGUUAGUUGCAAUCAAUGAUGAAUUUGAAAUGUCACCGGUUACUCAACAGGAUGACACAAGAAGAUAUAACAGUACCGUUUGGGGUCCAACUUGUGCUGGGUCGGAUUGUCUAACGUCUGAGAUAUCUUUACCACUGAUGGAGGUCGGAGAAUGCCUGCAAAUACCUUACACCGGAGCUUAUACAUUCAGUCGCUCAACUAACUUUAAUAGCAUGCCACGACCAAAAUUCUUUUACUUCUGCUCACGUGACAUUUGGUGCCAUGUGGUGGAAAUGCGGACACAACUCAGUCAUCAGAUUAUGAUGAACGCUGAAAACCUAAGAAAUGUCUUCUGA